This is a messenger RNA of Cryphonectria parasitica EP155, 1497 nucleotides long. Its product is annotated as family 5 glycoside hydrolase. Gene Ontology annotation, biological process: sphingolipid metabolic process. NCBI's taxonomy places the organism in Eukaryota, Fungi, Ascomycota, Sordariomycetes, Diaporthales, Cryphonectriaceae. The record is from RefSeq and is a predicted model, not a curated record. The transcript is spliced from 3 exons. Gene Ontology annotation, molecular function: glucosylceramidase activity. Bases 1 to 1497 code for a protein of 498 amino acids.
AUGGCCUCCUUCUUCAAACGAUACGCGCCACUGUUGGUCAGCGGCCUGGCCGCCGCCCAGACAGCCAUCGAGGUCAACCUCGCCACGACCUACCAGACCAUCGACGGCUUCGGCUUCUCCCAGGCCUUCGGGCGAGCCAGCGAGUUCCAGGCCCUUGCGGCCGCCCCGCAGAAGCAAGGACUGGACCUCCUUUUCGACACCACCGUCGGGGCCGGCAUGACCAUCAUCCGCAACCGCAUCGGCUCCAACGGCACGGGCGACAGCAUCGAGCCGACCAGCCCCGGCUCCCCGACCGCCAAUGCGACGUACGUGUGGGACGACAACGACGAGGGCCAGGUGUGGUUCAGCCAGCAGGCGAUCAGCUAUGGCGUGUCGACCAUCUAUGCGGACGCCUGGAGUGCCCCUGGGUUCAUGAAGACGAAUGGUGAGGAUAUUGAUGGUGGGUAUCUGUGUGGCACGACGGGCCAUACCUGCUCUUCUGGGGACUGGAGACAGGCGUAUGCAAAUUUUUUGGUCGAGUAUAUCAAUUUGUAUGCUUCGGCGGGAAUCCCCAUCACAUAUGUUGGGUUUCUCAAUGAGCCGGAUCUAACCACGUCAUACUCCUCGAUGCUCAUCACAAUCUCCAACCCUGUCGAGGUCACCUCUUUCGUCCCCAUCCUCUACGACACCCUCAACUCGGCCGGCCUCGGCUCCGUCACCAUCGCCUGCUGCGACAUGACCGGCUGGAGCGACGCCCAGGCGGUCACCGCCGCCCUCGCCGCCGCAGACAGCAUCAGCCCUUAUAUCGGCCUGCUCACCAGCCACAUGUACGGCGGGGACCCGACCUCGCUCAUCGACAGCAGCCUGACGGACCUGCCGCCGGUGUGGAUGACGGAGGGGGCCGACCUGAGUGAUGCCUGGUGCACGACGUGGUACAGCUCAGGCGGGCUGUGCGAGGGGCUGACCUGGGCCGAGAAGAUCUCCACGGGCAUUCUCUCGGCCAACCUGUCUGCGUAUAUCUACUGGGAAGGGCUGGAGGUCGACGAGCCCUCGGCCUCAAGCUACCUCGUCGCUGUGCUAGACGGCGAGACGGCCACCGCGUCGGGAAGGCUGUGGGCGUUCGCCAUGUGGAGCAGGUUCAUCCGCCCCGGCGCUGUUCGUGUCGGCACGUCGGGAACCAUUUCGAACGUGGCCAUCGGGGCCUUUGAGAAUACAGAUGGGAGCGUCGUGGUGGUCUUUACCAACUCUGGAAGCACCACUUCGUCCGCGGCCGUGUCGUUUAGCGGGUUCACGCCCUCGGCUGCGAGUGCCUGGCUGACGGACAACACGCACUCGGUCAACUCCACGACGAUCACGCUGUCGGGCGGUGUGGCCACGGUGUCUCUGCCUUCGUACUCGGUCGUGACAGUCAAGCUGACGGGUGCUGCUGGGGGAGGAGGGGGCACGACGACCAGCAAAAUGUGGCGGUAUAGGUUGGACUGGGGCAACGUGUUGCUCUUCUGGGACCUGCACGUUUGA